Molecule: messenger RNA, 4041 nt
Organism: Antechinus flavipes (yellow-footed antechinus)
Lineage: Eukaryota; Metazoa; Chordata; Mammalia; Dasyuromorphia; Dasyuridae
Gene: PHF21B
Product: PHD finger protein 21B
Exons: 13
Coding region: 600-2081 (493 amino acids)
Source: RefSeq, a predicted model, not a curated record
UUCUCGAGGCCGAGGGAAAUCCAGGCGCGCACUCGGGCACGGAAAUAUAGUCCCUGCCUCCCUCCCUGCCUGCCAGCCGGCCUGCCUCCCUCCCUGCCUCCCUCGGGCUGGAAGGCGGGUUCCGGGCGGCGGGCGGGGGCUGGACCGUUGGGGCCCCCCCGGGAGGUCGAGUCCUGCUCCCGGGCGCCCACUCCCACUCCCACUCCCACUCGCACUAACUCUCGCUCUCCCCACUCGCACACUCCCAACUUGCUUUGCAGCUCCCGGAGUUGUUCCUGCCUGCCCUAGUUGUUGCCGCUCUUCGCCCGCUUUUUCUUCUUUUUCUUUUCCCAGCAGCUCGGUUGGGGUGGGGGUGGCUAUCGUGGUCCCACUAGGGGAAGAGGGGUCGUUUGGUGUGGAUUUUUUUGGUGGGGGAGGGGGCUGAUUCCUCCCCCCUCCCCCGCCCCGUCAAGUCCCCCCCCCCCUUUCCCCUUCCUCCUUCUCUUUACCCGGGAGAACGCGAGGGGAUCGUAGUCCCAUCUCCGCUCCCCUGUGAGGCCUGACAACCUCCCUGGGAUCGAAGCUCCAACUGGCUGGAAAGUGCCCGACAAGUUACAGGAAUGGAGCUCCAGAGCCUCCAGGAGGCGUUAAAAGUGGGGAUUCAGGGUCAUCAGAACGGCGACCUUAAGAAACAGCUCCCAGAGAGGCAUUCCCGGCUAGCGGCCCUUAACGAGAAACAAGCCUUGGGCACCAUUGCAGCAGUGCCCAUUAAAGUUCCUCAGGUCAGCUCCUUGCACAGGUUGGUGGGGCAAGGACCAGCAGCGCUACCUCAGGUCAGGCCAAAGACCCUGAUUCCCGACAGCCUUCCCAUCUCCCCGUGCCGAGAGCGCCCCUCUAGGCAGACGCCAACCUUCCAGAAGGCUUCUGUUGUCAGCAUCAAAAACCCCAGCCCGGCCCUCCCCACUGCCAACAACACUGUCAGCCAACCUGUGGUGGAGCCUGCCAGCCUCCCCUCCCCUCUGAGCGGGGCCGGCGUCGCCUACGCCAUCAUCUCCACGUCCCCCAGCAAUGCUGCCUCCCCCAUCAAGCCCAGCUCUACCACUGCCACCGCUGCCGCCGUCUCCAUGGUCAGCGACAGCAUCAAGGUCCAGCCUCUCCUCAUCAGUGCCGACAACAAAGUCAUUAUUAUUCAGCCUCAAGUUCAGACCCAGCCGGAGAGCAAGACAGAGGCACAAGACCCUCCCCAAGAGUCAUCUCAGGAAGCUCAAGCCUCUAAAAGGAAGAAGGAAGCGGCUCCUGAUGUCCAGGAGAGUCCAGAGAAAAUCGCCUUCAUGGUAGCUCUAGGCUUGGUCACAGCAGAACACUUGGAAGAAAUUCAGAGUAAGCGGCAGGAAAGAAAGAGGAGGAGUACAGCGAACCCAGCAUACAGUGGCCUCCUGGAGACCGAGCGGAAACGCCUGGCAUCCAACUGCCUAAAUAGCCCUUUCUUCCUGUCAACAAGAGCAAAUGAGGAGCCCUGCUGGAAGAAUGAGCUCUCCCAUGAGGAGGUGUGUGUGAUAUGUAAGAGAGGCACCGACCUACAGCCCUGUGGCACCUGCCCAGGGGCCUACCACCUCAGCUGCCUCGACCCCCCACUCAAAACCACACCCAAGGGCGUCUGGGUGUGUCCCAAGUGCCAAGAGAAGGUGUUGAACAAAGAUGAAAAUGUACCCUGGACAGGAAUGCUCGCCAUUGUUCACUCCUACGUCACCCACAAAACAGUCAAAGAAGAGGAGAAGAGAAAACUCCUAAAGAGGGGAAGCGAGCUGAAGAGUGAGCACAGACAGCUGGAAGAGAAGGAUCGGCUCCUGAACACAGCCAUGAAGAAAUGCCUGGAGCUCAAGACCAGCCUGCUGGCCCAGCGCAAGGGGGCCCAGUCGUCCCUGGAGCGGCUCCGGGCCCUGCUGCGGCUGAUCCGGAACGAGCACAUGCUUCAGGUCACCAUGACCACCACCACCGCCUCUGCCUCCUCGCUGCUGGCUGUGCCUUGGAUCAAGCCGGCCGCCACCUCUGCCACUAUGGCCGUGCACACAGCCCUCCAGCAGGCCCAGGGGAACAACUGAGGCCCGGCGAGGAGCGGACCCCACGGGGUGAGGGGCGCCCACAAAAUGACACCCUCCUGUCCCAGGUCCCCCUCCUAAGGGGCCAGCUCCUCAGUGGGCCUCUGGUCACUUGGGGCUAGUUGCUUCUGUCCAUUGGCCAAUAUGUCAUGAUGAAUCUUAGAUGAAGAAAGGGAAAGUAGAGAGAAAGGAGGGGAGAUGGGGAAGAGGGGCAAGAGAGAAAGGGGAGGAAACUAGAAAAGGAGAGGAAACGAGUAAAAGCAGGAGGGAGGAAGGGAAGGAAGGUGACACAAGGAAAGAAGAGGACAGAAGGGCCGGCUGAUCCUCGGUUGUGGCACUUGGCCGGAGGAGAGAAUUUCAAGUACCAGACUUAGUUGAUGAUCAUUAGCAGGAUUAGGAGUAGGUUUUAGAGCCCUUUGGGGGAAGGGAAGGCCCAUGGACAGGGAGUUAUGCCCUCGACUGAGGCGGCAGCGUCAGGGCGGGAGGGUGUUGGAGUCGGGAUUAAGCCGGUAGUGACUGGACUCUAGCGGAGCUUCCCACUCCUUGCGCAGGCACCCAGAACCCUCCAUCAGAAGUCUCCUCCCAGAGAACGGGCAUCUACACGGAAGGCAACCCAAAAGCCGGCCACACGCCCACUUAGCUUUUCUAGUGGAAUACUGAGACCUCUCUGUGAGUACUCUGUGAAGUGUUGAACAAGCUGUGACUGUCAACCCUUCGUUUUUCAGGUCCCUUUGACUUCUUUUGCUAUUGAUGUAUUUUUCUCCUGGCAUUUGGGGGCGUGGUGGAACGUAGACCGGACAUUGGAGCUUUUCGGCAGGAUAUGGGGCUUUCAGUCAUCUGACUUUGGGGUUGGAGCCUUAGGGGGUUUUUUGGUUGUUGUUUUUCCUUUGAAAGAGCCAAUAAAUAUUCCAUUUUUUUCCGUUUCUUGCCAGUAUGGACACUAUGCCAAAAAUACUUUUACAUUUUUGUACUGUGUUUUUAUUGAAAAGAUAUUUAAUGUGAAGGAAAAAAAAAAUCGCUGCUCUUUCCCUGCAGGGCCACAGGCGCUCACGGCCCAGAACAAAGGUUGACCUGCCUCUGGGAGAGAGAGGCAGUCCCAUUAGAGAGAUCCAGAGACUCUUUCUAAGGGGGGUGGGUGGGGUGCAUCAGGGAGGAGGAGGAAGAGGGGCUACUGGCUUGAUAUUUCAAGGAUCUGUAGAAGCCCCGAGUCCUUUGGCCAAUAAAUGUUAUAGUGACAAGAGCUUACAUGAGAAAACUCUAAAGCUCCGGAUGUUCCACAAACAAGUAUUCCUGAGAGUCCCAGGAUCAGCACCUGGGCCAGUGCUCACCAGCUCUCACCUGGCUGUUGCCAAUUCUUGUCAGGGCCACCCGCUCAGAUGCCCGAGUGGUCUCUGGACGGGUGGUGGGACGAGGGGAAGCUGCCUCCGGAGACUCCACGGUGCCGUAUCCCAUGAGCCACGCCUCCGGCCAGGGGCUUGGUCUCGGCGCAUGGGCCCUGCAACCAUUUUCACCAUUCCGGGAGAAACUGUGCAGAACGUAUGAUACAGAUCUAUUUUAAUACACUUAACACUGGGUUGAACAAGAUUUUUAUAUUCUUUUAUUGACAAAGUGGAUUAAAGAAAUGCCAUUGUUAUUGUUGGUGAUUGUACGCCAAUAUUUAUAUGCAUCACAAGGGGGCUUGCAGUAGGACCUUUGGUUCAGAUUUCAUGGUCUUUUCUUUCGUCUCGGGUGGAUCCGGUGGGAACAUUAGCAGGCAGGAUACAGGCAGCAGCCAGCCCCUGUGCUGCAUCCUGGGACUGGCCGUUUGUAGGCUUUGGUUUCCAUUUUCAUUUUUCUGCUUCGGUUUGGUUUUGCAAAAGGGGACUGUCCUGUGGAUAGUGCGCAUAGAAGGGAAAAAGUGUUUGUCUUAAAUAUGCUUCUGUAGUUUUAAUUCUUUAUGAUGCAUUAAACUCAAUUGACGAUU